CUAUUGCCUCAAGCUACUAUUUUUGUAAAAACAGACCAAACAUAGGUGGAAGACUUUUUGGCGUACACCCUGAAAUAUUUUACUUGAUCUUUCAUUCAGAGCUCACCUUCUGGUCAGUGGUAGCUUCUUGUAAUUCUCGAUCAUCAGAGUUAGGUGAAGGCUUCAAACAAAGCACCAAGCGAAGGAAAGGUCAGUUUUGAGGCUUGGUUGUGCUAAUUCACGAAGUUAUUUCAAGCCAUGAACUCUCCAACUCAUCCCAUUUCAUCGCCUUCCUCUUCUUCUUCUUCCUCGCAUGCGUUUCGCCCUCCUCCAGUCCUCACUUAUGCUUCUCGUAAUUGCAAGUUUCCUAUGUUGUUGCCACAGGCAAUCUGUACUUCCCACAAGAUGUAUCGCUGUUCUAGGGUCCAUGUGGAAGCUCCUAUUAACUCUAGUCCCUUGAAAAAUUACAUAGUGACCAGAUGUUCUCAUGGAUGUUCUGAUGCACAAUCCCUGUUUUCCAAGCAGUCACUGAAGAAGCACUUGUUGCCAGCGGGAGCUUUAUCAACUUCAACAACUCAAUCUGUUUCUGAUACGCCUUUUGUUGGUGACGAUAAGAUUGGUGUAUUAUUGCUAAACCUUGGAGGUCCAGAGACUCUUGAAGAUGUGCAGCCAUUUUUGUUUAACCUUUUUGCUGACCCAGAUAUUAUACGGCUGCCAAGGUUGUUUGGGUUCCUUCAAAAGCCGUUAGCCCAAUUUGUGUCUGUUUUAAGAGCACCAAAGAGUAAAGAAGGCUAUGCUUCAAUUGGUGGUGGCUCUCCUCUUAGACGCAUAACUGAUGCACAGGCUGAAGAGCUGAGGAAAUCCCUUUGGGCAAAGAAUGUCCGUGCAAAAGUGUACGUUGGCAUGCGUUACUGGCAUCCAUUCACUGAAGAAGCUAUUGAACAGAUUAAAAAAGAUGGGAUUACAAAGCUUGUUGUUCUUCCACUUUAUCCACAAUUUUCAAUAUCAACCAGUGGUUCAAGCUUACGUCUCCUGGAGAGUAUAUUCCGCGAGGAUGAGUAUCUAGUCAACAUGCAGCACACAGUAAUACCUUCGUGGUACCAGCGUGAAGGAUACAUAAAGGCCAUGGCAAAUUUGAUUGAGAAUGAGUUAAAUGGUUUUGAGAACCCAAAGGAGGUGGUGAUAUUCUUUAGUGCGCAUGGAGUGCCGCUUGCAUAUGUGGAAGAGGCUGGUGACCCAUACAAGGCAGAGAUGGAGGAAUGUGUGGAUUUGAUUAUGGAAGAACUGGAGAAAAGGAACAUAACUAAUUCCUAUACCCUUGCUUAUCAGAGUAGAGUUGGACCAGUGGAAUGGUUAAAACCUUAUACGGAUGAGACGAUUAUUGAUCUUGGAAAGAAGGGAGUAAAAAGUCUGCUGGCUGUACCAAUUAGCUUUGUCAGUGAGCACAUUGAAACACUAGAAGAAAUUGAUGUUGAAUACAAAGAAUUGGCUCUAAAAUCUGGCAUAAAAAAUUGGGGCCGUGUUCCUGCUCUGGGAUGUGAAUCCACCUUCAUCUCAGACUUGGCAGAUGCUGUAAUUGAGUCCCUCCCAUAUGUUGGUGCCAUGGCAGUUUCUAAUCUUGAAGCGCGGCAGUCUCUGGUUCCACUGGGAAGCGUAGAAGAGUUAUUGGCAGCAUAUGACUCUCAACGCCGGGAGCUGCCGCCACCAGUAAUGGUAUGGGAAUGGGGUUGGACAAAAAGUGCUGAAACAUGGAAUGGAAGAGCAGCGAUGCUGGCUGUGCUUCUUCUGUUGUUUUUAGAAGUCACUACAGGCGAGGGUUUUCUGCACCAGUGGGGAAUAUUGCCCUUGUUUCGGUGAAUAACCCCCCCCCCCCGGCCAUUAAAAGGCAAUGGAGUCUAGUUUUGUUCGUAUAAGCAUGCCAUAUCUUUCCACACUAUGCUGCUUGAAAAUCAAGUGUUGAUUUUACCAAGUCAAGUUUAAGCACAGCACUGCACUAUUUGUGGAUGGGAUAUAAAGAGAGAAGGAAAAAUGUAUAGUAAAAUUGUAACAAAAAGCCUGUGUCUCUAAGUAGAGCUUCAGUUUUGUUAUAAGCAUUGUUAUUUGGGUUUCGUGACGUGGGAAACCUACACGGCUGCUUUUAGCCGAAAGCAGUUGUUGCAAUAAUGAUAUCUAUGGGGACAUUAUUAGCCGACGCCCGUGUAUCCAUUCCCAUGAAUAUUUAACUUAGAUAUUGGUUUAUACA
Molecule: messenger RNA, 2221 nt
Organism: Neltuma alba
Lineage: Eukaryota; Viridiplantae; Streptophyta; Magnoliopsida; Fabales; Fabaceae
Product: ferrochelatase-2, chloroplastic-like
Exons: 11
Coding region: 238-1836 (532 amino acids)
Biological process (GO): heme biosynthetic process
Cellular component (GO): mitochondrion
Molecular function (GO): protoporphyrin ferrochelatase activity
Source: RefSeq, a predicted model, not a curated record